UUUAGUUAAGUAUUCCAUAUGAUCAACUGUUGUGAGGAAUGCACCUUGAAACAUGAAUAUGGUUAUUGCCUUAUUGGGCUUUAGGCUUAUGUACUCUGAAUUUCAGUCCUUAUCAUGGGCUUGGCCUGGUUGGUGUUGAUACACUUAAAAGAGAUUGAAGGUUUUUCCUCUAAUUGGUUUUACUCCACCCAUGCAAGAACCCAUGGGAUAUUGGUAAAGUUGAGGAACCAACCCUACAGGGAAAGUCAGUCUCUCUGUGUUUGUUUUUUCGUUCUUGUUCUAUAGGUAAGCUAGCCUUGCAAGCUUGCACAAACUAAAAUCUGGAGCAUAUUGUGUAUAAGAGACAGCUGAAGAUGACUGAUGCAAGGCAAAAUGAUUCCUCUUCAACUGGUAUGUAGAUACGGCUGAAGAUGACUGAUGCUAGACAAAAUGAUUCCUCUUCAACUGGAAGUGGAUAUGAGCUUGGAAUGGCUGUCAGUAUAUGUAGAGGACUGUUUGUCAAGCACAGGAAGUUGUCUUCCAGCAGUACCUUCUAGUGGUCAAAACCCAACCUUAAACCCAAAACUGACCAAAACCCAACAAAACCCACCUUCCUUGCACAAAUUUGUAGUCCCAGGCAAGGCCAGAACGAAGAGAAAAAGGUCAUCCCCAACUGCAAAAACCAACAAGAAUGAUGCAUUGACUAGUUGGACUCAUAACCAAAACUCGAAUGACCAAACUCUUUAUUUCACAUCCUCAGACCCUCCUUUGCUCCAACAAACACAUUGGUUAGCUGAUAGUGAACUCAUGAUGCCCAUAAAACAAGAGCCCCAAAACAACAAUAAAGAAGAAACAAAAGAGGAGAAAAGGGAUGCCAAUAAGGAGACACAGAAGGCGGAGGUUAUGAUGAGUGUGGAGGGUAAUGAUGAUGGUUUGGGUGGGAUGCAGCAGCAGCAACAAUCAAGGAGGUGCACUCAUUGUCAAUCACAAAGGACUCCACAGUGGAGGGCUGGACCAAUGGGUCCAAAGACAUUGUGCAAUGCAUGUGGGGUGAGGUACAAGUCAGGAAGACUAUUGCCAGAGUAUAGACCUGCAAAAAGUCCUACUUUUGUAAACUACUUGCACUCCAAUUCUCACAAGAAAGUUAUGGAGAUGAGAAUGGGUCAUAUUCCCUCCAUUAAUCCUAGUGAGCAGUCACUUUUGUUGAGUUCCAAUCCCUCUUUUGUAAAUUAGAGUACUCUAUAUAAGAUCAAUAUGGGAAAUUCAUUGCUAUUUUA
Molecule: messenger RNA, 1256 nt
Organism: Tripterygium wilfordii
Lineage: Eukaryota; Viridiplantae; Streptophyta; Magnoliopsida; Celastrales; Celastraceae
Product: GATA transcription factor 5-like
Exons: 2
Coding region: 418-1212 (264 amino acids)
Biological process (GO): regulation of DNA-templated transcription
Molecular function (GO): zinc ion binding; sequence-specific DNA binding
Source: RefSeq, a predicted model, not a curated record